AAUGUGUGGAGCAGCAAAUCUAGUGUGCGACCCCCGUAAUUCUCUUACCUGAGCUCAUUCUGUUGAUUAUUCCCCUCAGAAAAACUCCUGCCGAAGCGACUAACCUCCACACUAUUCUAAAGAUGGCGUUAAUUAAAGAGGAGAGUGAAGACCUGAAGAUUGAAGAAACAUUCACAGUCAAACAUGAAGAUCCUGAGGAGCAAACAGACUUGUUGGUGCUGAAACAAGAGCAAGAACCGAAGGAAAUAGAAGAGAAACACCAGUUGUUACAUACAGAAGAUAAAAACACCCCAAAUGAAGAGACUUCAUUACUAAACAAUCCUAAGGAAACCAAACUUAAACAUUAUCAUUGUCAUCACUGUGGGAAGAUUUACAGGAAAAAAACAAGCUUUACCAUCCACAUGAGAGUUCACACUGGAGAGAGACCUUUUAGCUGCCAACAGUGUGGAAAAGCUUUCAGACAAAAGUCAAACCUUGCUGGUCACCUCAGACUUCACACUGGAGAAAGACCUUACAAAUGCCAACACUGUGGAAAGGGUUUUACUCAAAAACAUGAUCUUAAAAAUCACACGAGAAUUCACACCGGAGAGAAACCUUUCAUAUGCCAACAAUGUGGAAUGAGUUUCCGUGUAAAACAUAAAUUAUAUUGUCACAUGAGAGUUCACACCGGAGAGAAACCAUACACCUGCCAUCAGUGCGGAAAGAGUUUUGCUCGAAAUUCAACACUUAGUCACCACACAAGAAUUCACACCGGAGAGAAGCCAUUCACCUGCGAACAGUGUGGAAAGAGUUUUUCCUAUAAACAUAGGCUUAAAGUCCACAUAAGAGUUCACACCGGAGAGAGGCCUUACAAAUGCUCACAGUGUGAAAAGAGUUUCAUUCAGAAACUAAACUGUGACAUUCACAUGAGAGUUCACACCGGAGAGAAACCGUUCAUAUGCUCACAAUGUGGAAACAAUUUCACUCAAAAAGGAAGUCUUGAUUUCCACAUUAGAAGUAUUCAUGGGUCCGCUCGGAAACAAAAAACAAAAGUCCAACACAAGACCAGAAAAGCUUCUGCUGAAGCGACUGAUCUCCACACUGUUAACAAGAUGGCGUUUAUUAAAGAGGAGAGUGAAGAUGUGAAGAUUGCAGAAACAUUCAGAGUCCAACGUGAAGAUCCAGAGGAACAAACAGGGCUGAAAGAAGAGUGUCAAGAACUGGAUGAAAUAGAAGAGAAAGAUCAAUGUGAGAAACACCAUGAUUUAAAGAUGGAAGCAAAAUCCGCUCAAGACCUCGAAGUCAACAUGAAUUCCCACAAUGGAGAGAAGCGGUACAGCUGCCAACAAUGUGGGAAGACUUUCAGUUUUAAAAAAAGCCUUAAAGUCCACAUGAAUAUCCACACUGGAGAGAAGCCUUACACCUGUCGACAGUGUGGAAAGAGUUUUAGUCAGAAGCGAAGUCUCGAUAUCCACAUGACAGUUCACACUGGAGAGAAACCGUUCACCUGCCAACAGUGUGGAAAAGGUUUUGCUCAGAAACAAAAACUUGUCGUUCACAUGAGAGUUCACACUGGGGAGAAACCUUGCAUAUGCUUGCAGUGUGGAAAGAGUUUUAGUCAGAAGCGAAGUCUUGAUACCCACAUGACAAUCCACACCGGAGAAAAGCCUUUCACCUGCCAACAGUGUGGAAAGAGUUUCAGUCGAAAAGGAACCCUAGACAUCCACAUGAGCAUCCACACUGGAGAGAAACCAUUCGUCUGUGAACACUGUGGAAAGAGUUUCAUUAAAACAGAAGGCCUUAAAGCCCACAUGAGCGUUCACACUGGAGAGAAACCCUACCCAUGCCUACAGUGUGAAAAGAGUUUCACUCAAAAACGAAGCCUUGAUACCCACAUGAAUGUCCACACUGGAAAGAAACCAUACACCUGCCAACAUUGUGGAAAGGGUUUCACGCAAAAACGAAGUCUUAAUUUCCACAUAAGAAGGGUUUUAAAUAAACACUAACCAAGUGUUUGGAUAUUCAGGUGCUCCUGUUUUCGCUGAUCAUCCGUGAUGUUUCUACAACUUUACAGUUGUACAGAAAGAGUUGUGAAGAUCCCAAUGAGAGCACAGUGUAGUCCUUCAACCAAAAAUGUAAAGUUUGGGACCACUUUGUUGAGAGGAAUGCCUGGCCAAAUUGAGCAAUUGUCGAAGAAGGGUUUUAGUCAGGAGGAGACUAAGAACCUGAUGUUCAUUCUAAAAGAGCUUGUGUUUCUCUGACAACAGAGGAGAAUCUUGCAGAAGGUCAACCAUCUUUUCAGCUCUAAACCAAUCAAGCCUCUAUGGUAGAUUGACUAGUUAGAGCCACUCUUCAGCUUCCAUCAGUAGAGAAAAGUUUGGGACCACUUUGUUGAAAGGGAUGCCUGGCCAAACUGAGCAAUUGUGGAAGAAGGGCCUUAGUCAGGGAGGAAACCAAGAACCUAAAUGUCACUUUAAAGGAGCUCCAGUGUUUCU
Messenger RNA from Danio aesculapii, 2474 nucleotides. Its product is annotated as gastrula zinc finger protein XlCGF57.1-like. Lineage: Eukaryota; Metazoa; Chordata; Actinopteri; Cypriniformes; Danionidae. The transcript is spliced from 4 exons. The record is from RefSeq and is a predicted model, not a curated record. Gene Ontology annotation, cellular component: nucleus. The coding region runs from base 123 to 1985 and encodes 620 amino acids.